Messenger RNA from Phytophthora infestans T30-4, 1435 nucleotides. RefSeq lists its product as uncharacterized. Gene Ontology annotation, cellular component: extrinsic component of membrane; cytosol; phagophore assembly site membrane. The coding region runs from base 80 to 1219 and encodes 379 amino acids. The transcript is spliced from 10 exons. Gene Ontology annotation, molecular function: phosphatidylinositol-3,5-bisphosphate binding; phosphatidylinositol-3-phosphate binding; protein binding. The record is from RefSeq and is a predicted model, not a curated record. Lineage: Eukaryota; Oomycota; Peronosporomycetes; Peronosporales; Peronosporaceae. Gene Ontology annotation, biological process: autophagy of mitochondrion; nucleophagy; protein localization to phagophore assembly site.
CUCUCCCGACGCAGAGACUCAGAAAAUCUGCGAAACAGCGGACGAUCACUCCGAGUCCUCGUCUUCCCCUCCCAGCACCAUGUCGGCAAUGAACCUCAGCCGCGAGCAGCAGAACGAACUGCUCUUCGUGGGAUUCAACCAGGACAGCGGUUGCUUCGCCUGUGGCACUGACUCGGGCUUCAAGAUCUUCAACUGCGACCCAUUUAAGGAAACGUUCCACCGAGACUUCUCUAAUGGCGGUAUUGGCAUCGUGGAGAUGCUCUUUCGCUGCAACAUCCUGGCCAUUGUGGGAGGCGGACGCAACCCGAGAUACCCUCCUAACAAGGUUAUGAUCUGGGACGACCAUCAGAGCCGCAACAUCGGAGAGCUCAGCUUCCGCAGCGAGGUGAAGGCCGUCAAGCUGCGUCGCGACCGCGUGGUGGUGGUGCUACAGAACAAAAUCUAUGUCUACAACUUCUCGGACCUGAAGCUCGUGGAUCACAUCGAAACCAUUGCAAACCCCAAAGGUCUGUGCGCACUGUGCCCGAAUCCAUCCAACACGGUCUUGGCUUGUCCUGGAGUGACUCGCGGUACCGUCCGCAUUGAGCUGUACGACCUGCGGAAAACUACGCUCAUCACUGCUCACGAAGCCGAGCUGUCACAGAUUUGCCUGAACCUCGAUGGCACACGGCUAGCAACGGCAUCGGACAAGGGAACACUCAUCCGUAUCUUUGAUACUCAGAGUGGGCAGAUCACGCAGGAGUUGCGUCGUGGAGCAGAUCGUGCGGAGAUCUACAGCAUUUGCUUUAGCCCAACUGCUCCUUUGCUCGCUUGCUCGAGUGACAAGGGUACAGUGCACGUUUUCUCGCUGACAGCCGAGGGUUCAGGCCACAGUUUCUCGUCCGACCCGACCACGAUGGGAAAUGUUCCGUCCCAGAGUAUGCCGUCCCACUUUGCAGCUGGAAGCGCCCCUCGUAGUGGAGAGGAAGACGGCACGGAGAACUCCAAAUCCAGCUUAUCAUUCAUGCGAGGACUGCUCCCGAAAUAUUUCAGCUCGGAGUGGAGUUUCGCACAGUUCCGUGUACCAGAGACUCGAACGAUCUGUGCGUUCGGCACAGAGAAGAAUACCAUCGUUGUUGUGGGAGCGGAUGGGUCAUUUUACAAAGCUGUCUUCGAUGCCAACGGAGAAUGCCAGAACACGUCUUACUCCAAGUUCAUUCAGUCCGACGAGGAUGAAUAGACUACUCGCCUAUCCUGAGGUUACUAUGCUCUCCAAACGUUGUGGUUCUUGCGCAAAGGAGCUGCAUGGGGCUACGCGAUCAACAGCGUACACGUUGUUGACUAUGCCUGUAUCAUCUUUUAUUGCAAUUGCUUCCGUUGCCAGUUUGAUUUCACUUUUAUAGGUUAUCAAAUUUCAGUUCGGGUUUCAAAUUCUUAAGGAAGGUUUUGUGUUGUA